Messenger RNA from Scatophagus argus, 653 nucleotides. It is a transcript of the gene ndufb10, whose product is annotated as NADH:ubiquinone oxidoreductase subunit B10. The transcript has 4 exons. The coding region runs from base 78 to 584 and encodes 168 amino acids. Lineage: Eukaryota; Metazoa; Chordata; Actinopteri; Scatophagidae. The record is from RefSeq and is a predicted model, not a curated record.
GUUGUGUCUUCUGCGCAUGCGCUGCUCGAAAGGAGAGCUGUCGAGGUCGAAUUAAGUCUUGGACGAAAGACUGCAAAAUGCCUGUAGACUAUGAUAAAGAGGCAUAUCCGGAGCCUCCUCGGCAGACUCCGGUUGUGGAAAAACAGACACCAGUGCCGAACCCAGCCCUGAUUUUGUCUAAACUCUUCUAUUACUCCGUGGACCUGCCUGUCACCACAUUUAGAGAUUUUGUUGAAAGCCUUCAGGCUAAAAACCAGAUCGUCUACUACCACCGGAAGUUCCGUCGUGUUCCUGACCUGACUGAGUGCGAGGAUGGAGAUUAUGUCUGCCACUAUGAGGCCGAGAUGCAGUGGAGGAGAGACUACAAAGUGGACCAGCAGAUUGUGAAGGUGGUUCAGGAGCGUCUGAGGGCCUGUCAACAGAGGGAAGGACACAGCCAUAUCCAGAACUGUGCUAAAGAAAUGGAGCAGUUCAAGGAGGUAUCCAAGAACUUCCAGUCACGCUAUGGAGACCUGGGAGCGUUUGGCAAUGCGAGGAAAUGUCUAAUGAAGCAAAAAGAACGGAUGAUGGCAGCUGAGGCAUAAUUCUAAGUAACAGUUGUCUAAUCUGUUUUGUGUACUGUAAAACUGUAAAAUAAAGUUUGUGAUCACUUA